AUGGCAGCCACCAAGGACUACAGACUGCUCUGCUUGGAGAACCCUCUUCUUGAUAUCCAAGCCUUUGGCGACGAGGCCCUCCUCGAAAAAUACGGCCUCAAGCCUAACGACGCCAUCCUCGCCGAGGAGAAGCACCUCCCCAUCUACGAGGACCUCCUCAACAACUACGACGCCAAGCUCAUCGCCGGCGGCGCCGCUCAAAACACCGCCCGCGGAGCCCAGUACAUCCUCGCGCCCAACUCUGUCGUCUACCUCGGCGGCGCCGGCGACGACAAGUACGCCGCCAUCCUCCGCGAUGCCGUCAAGCAGGUCGGCCUCCGGGUCGAGUACCGCGUAGACCCCAAGAUCCCCACCGGCCGCUGCGGCGUCGUCAUCACGGGCCACAACCGCUCCAUGGUCACCGAGCUCGGCGCCGCCAACCACUACGACCUCGAGCACCUCAAGCGCCCAGACAUCUGGGCUCUCGUCGAGAACGCAGAGGCCUACUACGUCGGCGGGUACCACUUCACCGUCUGCCCCCCCGCGAUCCAGGAGCUGGCCAAGCAGGCGGCCGAGAAGAACAAGCCGUUCAUCUUGAGCUUGUCCGCCCCCUUCAUCUGCCAGUUCUUCAAGGAGCCGCUCGAUGCCUCGGCGCCGUAUUGGGAUUAUGUCAUUGGUAAUGAGGGCGAGGCGGCUGCGUACUCUGAGAGCCAUGGGCUUGGUUUGACGGAUGUCAAGGAGAUCGCCAAGGCGCUCGCCAACCUGCCCAAGAUCAACACCCAGCGGAAGCGUGUGGCUAUCAUCACUCAGGGUACCGAGCCUACCGUUGUUGCCAUUCAGGGUGAGGAUGAGGUCAAGGAGUACCCUGUUCACGAGCUCGCCAAGGAGCUCAUCAACGACACCAACGGUGCUGGUGAUGCUUUUGCUGGCGGUUUCUGCGCUGGCAUUGUUGAUGGUCACCCCCUUGAGGAGGCUGUCAACAUGGGCCAGUGGUUGGCUCGUCUGAGCAUUCAGGAGUUGGGUCCUUCGUAA
This is a messenger RNA of Podospora anserina S mat+, 1011 nucleotides long. RefSeq lists its product as uncharacterized. Gene Ontology annotation, molecular function: adenosine kinase activity. NCBI's taxonomy places the organism in Eukaryota, Fungi, Ascomycota, Sordariomycetes, Sordariales, Podosporaceae. Gene Ontology annotation, biological process: purine ribonucleoside salvage. Gene Ontology annotation, cellular component: nucleus; cytosol. Bases 1 to 1011 code for a protein of 336 amino acids. The transcript is spliced from 2 exons. The record is from RefSeq and is a predicted model, not a curated record.